AUGGUGUUACUAUCCAAACCAACUUCAGAACAAUACACCUACGUUAGGAACAACAUGCCAAUCACAUUUUCUUCACCAAUCCCUCUCGUAGACCUAUCAAAACCAGAUGCAAAAAGCCUCAUAGUAAAAGCUUGUGAGGAUUUCGGAUUCUUCAAAGUCAUUAACCAUGGCAUCCCUUUGGAACCUAUGUCCCAAUUGGAAUCCGAGGCCUUCAAAUUCUUCUCUCUCCCUCAAACAGAGAAAGAAAAAGCAGGGCCUGCAAAGCCUUUUGGCUAUGGCAGCAAACGUAUUGGUCUCAAUGGUGAUGUUGGUUGGAUUGAAUAUCUUCUCCUCACUCCCAAUCAAGAACACAAUUUCUCUCUUUAUGGCAAAGACAUAGACAAAUUUAGGUGUUUGUUGAACGACUAUAAGUGUGCAAUGAGGAAUAUGGCAUGUGAGAUACUUGAUUUGAUGGCAGAAGGGUUGAAGAUACAACCAAAGAAUGUGUUUAGCAAGCUUGUGAUGGAUAAACAGAGUGACUCUCUUUUUAGGGUUAAUCAUUACCCUGCCUGCCCUGAAUUAGUUAUAGAUGGUGAGAAUUUGAUUGGCUUUGGAGAACACACUGAUCCUCAAAUUAUUUCAAUUUUGAGGUCAAACAAUACUUCAGGUUUUCAAAUUUCUCUUAGAGAUGGUAGCUGGAUUUCAGUUCCUCCUGAUCAUAGCUCCUUCUUUAUCAAUGUUGGUGAUUCUCUUCAGGUUAUGACUAAUGGGAGGUUCAAAAGUGUGAGACAUAGAGUUUUGGCAAAUGGGAUAGACCCAAGGCUGUCUAUGAUUUACUUCUGUGGACCACCUUUGAGUGAGAAAAUAGCACCAUUACCUUCACUCAUGAAAGGAAAAGAAAGUUUGUAUAAAGAAUUUACAUGGUUUGAGUACAAGAAUUCAACUUAUGGUUCAAGGUUGGCUGAUAAUAGGCUUGGAAAUUAUGAAAGGAUUGCUGCCUCUUAA
This is a messenger RNA of Lathyrus sativus (Indian pea), 984 nucleotides long. The record is from the annotation of a GenBank genome assembly. Lineage: Eukaryota; Viridiplantae; Streptophyta; Magnoliopsida; Fabales; Fabaceae.